Eutrema salsugineum is the source of this 2100-nucleotide messenger RNA. RefSeq names its product protein STRUBBELIG-RECEPTOR FAMILY 5. Gene Ontology annotation, molecular function: protein binding; ATP binding; protein kinase activity. The record is from RefSeq and is a predicted model, not a curated record. Lineage: Eukaryota; Viridiplantae; Streptophyta; Magnoliopsida; Brassicales; Brassicaceae. Gene Ontology annotation, biological process: protein phosphorylation. The coding region runs from base 1 to 2100 and encodes 699 amino acids. The transcript has 15 exons.
AUGAUGCAGAAGCUUGUAAGGCUCUUUAUCGCCUCUCUCGCUAUUAUCGUCACUUUAGCUCAAGCAAAAACCGAGAACCAAGAAGUCUCUGCGUUGAAUGUGAUGUUCACGAGCUUAAAUUCGCCGUCGAAACUCAAAGGCUGGAAAUCUAGCGGAGGUGAUCCCUGCGACGGUUCCUGGGAAGGCGUCAAAUGCAAAGGCUCUUCGGUCACCGAAUUACAGUUAUCAGGAUUGGAGCUAAGUGGAUCUCUCGGUUAUCUACUAAGCAACCUCAAAUCUCUCACAACUUUUGAUCUCAGCAAAAACAAUUUGAAAGGAAAUAUACCUUAUCAACUCCCACCAAACAUUGCCAAUCUAGACCUUUCUGAGAACGAACUCGAUGGAAACGUACCCUACUCGUUAUCUCAAAUGAAUCGUCUCGAAAGCAUUAAUCUUGGACACAACAAGAUCAAUGGAGAGCUUUCGGAUAUGUUUCAGAAACUGUCCAAACUCGAAACUCUGGACUUAUCUUUUAAUAAGCUCUCUGGGAAACUACCUCAGAGUUUCGCUAAUCUCACAAGCCUAAAAAAACUACAUUUGCAGGAGAAUCGAUUCACAGGCGACAUAAACGUUCUCAGGAACCUUGCGAUUGAUGACUUGAACGUGGAAGACAACCAGUUCGAAGGAUGGAUACCAAAUGAACUUAAGGAAAUAGACAGCUUACUGACUGGAGGCAACGACUGGUCAACAGAAACCGCUCCGCCACCACCACCGGGAGUCAAAUACGGUAGAAAAUCCGGAGGUUCUAAAGAAGGAGGAGGUAUGACUGCCAUGAAUGGAGUGAUGAUAGCCGGAGCAAGCUUAGGAGUUCUUGUGUUAAUCGCUGUUUUGAUCGCUCUCGUCUCCAAGAAAAAAUCAUCACUCUCUCCUCAUUUCAUCGACGAAGACAACAGCCAACACACACCAAGGUUCAAAUCUCUCGCUUCUCAUGGAUCUUCACAGGAGCUUCGCGUCGAUUUCGGCAACGAUUACAAAGGUGGGAAAUCUGGAGAUUCUGAUGAUGAGAAUAUGCAAGGGAUUGGAUUAAAGGGACUAAAGCAUUCGGUUUCGUCGCGUGUGGUGUCUUUCAACGAUAACGAAUUCGCAAACAGGCUCAACGCGAAACGAACCACUUCGACUCGUUCUGCGACGGAAUUCGAGCUCUCUGAUCUGCAAACCGCAACAGCCAAUUUCGCGCCUGGAAAUCUACUCGGCCAAGGCUCAAUCGGACGUGUUUACAGAGCCAAAUAUCCUGAUGGACGCACAUUGGCGGUUAAGAAGAUUGAUUCAACAUUGUUCGAUUCGGGUAAAUCAGAAGGAAUAACGCCGGUUGUGAUGAGCGUUUCAAAGAUUCGGCAUCAGAACAUAGCAGAGCUCGUAGGUUAUUGCUCAGAGCAAGGUCACAACAUGUUAGUCUACGAGUACUUCAGGAACGGCUCGCUCCAUGAGUUUCUUCAUUUAUCAGAUUGUUUCAGUAAACCUUUGACUUGGAACACAAGAGUCAGAAUCGCCUUAGGAACCGCUCGAGCCGUUGAAUACCUACACGAGGCAUGUUCACCGUCUCUGAUGCACAAGAACAUAAAGUCUUCUAAUAUUUUGCUAGACGCAGAUCUCAACCCUCGUCUCUCAGAUUACGGGCUCUCCAAAUUUUAUCUUAGAACGAGUCAAAACCUAGGAGAAGGAUACAAUGCACCAGAAGCAAAGAACCCUUCUGCUUACACACCAAAGAGUGACGUGUACAGCUUCGGCGUCGUCAUGUUAGAGCUUCUCACCGGUCGAGUUCCAUUUGACGGAGAGAAGCCAAGGCCGGAGAGAUCGUUGGUGAGAUGGGCGACACCGCAGCUACACGACAUAGAGGCAUUGUCGAAUAUAGCGGAUCCAGCUUUGCACGGACUUUACCCACCAAAGUCAUUGUCAAGGUUCGCCGACAUUAUCGCUCUGUGUGUACAAGUGGAGCCGGAGUUCCGACCACCGAUGUCCGAAGUUGUGGAAGCUCUUGUACGGAUGGUUCAACGGUCAAGUAUGAAACUCAAAGAUGAUCUUUCUUCUUCCUAUCGAGCCCACGACGAUUAUGAUUACUAG